Messenger RNA from Neolamprologus brichardi, 7206 nucleotides. It is a transcript of the gene bbx, whose product is annotated as BBX high mobility group box domain containing. Gene Ontology annotation, cellular component: nucleus. Gene Ontology annotation, biological process: regulation of transcription by RNA polymerase II. Lineage: Eukaryota; Metazoa; Chordata; Actinopteri; Cichliformes; Cichlidae. Gene Ontology annotation, molecular function: DNA-binding transcription factor activity, RNA polymerase II-specific; RNA polymerase II transcription regulatory region sequence-specific DNA binding. The record is from RefSeq and is a predicted model, not a curated record.
ACGGAAUUGCAUGACGGGGUGGCUCUUUUCGGUCCGUACAGAAUUCUGUAAAACUGUUGAUAGUUUCUCGGCUAAAGCUGUUAAAGAAGAAUCAUGCAGCUGACUAGCCGUGUCAAGUGGUGCUUUUGACAGGUCAUCGUCAUUGCAUGACAAAGGCUGUGACAGAUUCAUCUUCAUCACUCAUACAGCAUUUCUAUAAUUUUCUUCAGUGCAGUAGUACGAUGAAGGGUGGAGGAAGGAGCAAGGAGCCACCUGUUGCAGGGGAGGUCACUGGCAAACGCCCCAAGCGCAAAUGCCUGCAGUGGCACCCGCUUCUCUCCAAAAAGGCUCUUGAUUUCUCUGAGGAGGAGGAGGAAGAAGAUGAAGAGGAGCUGGUGAAGCAGGCAGGGCUGUGCAACCAGACACAGCAUUCACAGUGUGAAGUCACAACAGAGGAAGUGGAGGAGGACACAAACGAACAGCGGGCACGCCGGCCAAUGAAUGCCUUUCUGCUCUUUUGCAAACGCCACCGCUCCCUGGUGCGGCAAGAACACCCUCGCUUGGACAAUCGCGGGGCCACCAAAAUCCUGGCUGACUGGUGGGCUGUCCUGGAACCCAAAGAGAAACAGAAAUACACUGACAUGGCCAAGGAGUACAAGGAUGCCUUUAUGAAGGCAAACCCAGGCUAUAAGUGGUGUCCCACCACCAGCAAACCAGUUAAGAGCACUUCCUGUCAGCCAGUCAGCAAUCCCCGCAAAAAAGUUUGGUCCUUUUCUUGCAACUCAUCCAAGGACUCCACUGCCAAAAAAGUGCCCAAAACGGAAAGUAUGCCACAGUUGAACUUUGCCAUGGCAGAUCCUACAAAGAUGGGGGGCCUGAGCAUGUUGCUGCUAGCUGGGGAACAUGCCCUCACAAACAGAGAGAUGUUUUCUGGGACAAUACCAAACAGAGUGCCUGACAUUUCUGAAAACAGGGUCCAGUCAGCCCUUUCACCAGUGGCUGAGUCAUCGCUGUCUGCAGCACCUGAAGGAAAGUUAUGCAGACAGUCUGCUCUCUUCCAGCUUGCCGAGAUGUGUUUAGCAUCUGAAGCUGGAAAAAUGGACACAGUUGCAUCUCAGCCAGAGGACAGCUCCUCCACAGACCCUCUCCAACAAACUGCUAUCAAGCCAGAGGUCAAGGAGGAGAGAGCAGACACUGACCUCUCCCCUGCCUCUCCUCACAAAGCAGCGCUCUUACCUUCGCUCUACUCUCUCACGUCUACCUCCACUAAUGCCAUUCUCCCACAAUUCAGCAGCCAAAAUGCACUUGUCAAAAAAAAAGGUAGGAAAAGAGACGUGACCAAGUCAAAUGAUAAUGAUGAGAGCCGGUGUUCAUCAAAGAAAGUUAUAAAGAAGGCUAACCCUUCAGAAAGCCUGGACAGUGUAUUCAGUACAAUCGAGUCAGUGGCUAAAGGGGCCUGUUUGGACACAGAGGAAAAGUCCAAGAAGAAGGAUGACAAUUGUCUUAGUGGUGGGUUGCCCAAAAAGAAGAGUAAGCUGAAAAUCAAGAGCUUUGUCAAAGAUGAAGAGGAGAUGGAUGACAGCAGUGGGCAGAGUGGACAGCACAGCUCCCCUGAGGUAGAAAUGAAAGAAAAGUUGUCUGAUAUUGGCUCCAGGACAGAAGCAGCAAACGUGGAAAGCACUGAUUUCCAAGGACAGACAAUAGAACCCCAUAAGUCCUCUUGCAAUCAUUCACUUGUUAAUCUUGAAGAGCAUGACAAAGGAAAGGAAAGGUCAAGCGAUGCAACUUGUGAGUCUAACACUGAAAAUCGUGGGUCCAGGAAAUCAGAGCGAACCUGUAAAGGCGCCUUAUAUAAAACUCUGGUCUCUGAGGGAAUGCUGACUUCACUGAGAGCCAAUAUUGACCGAGGUAAAAGAGGUAUUUUCCGUACGUCUGAUCAUGACGCUAACUGGAGUGAUGAUAGCUGGACAGUUUCACAGAUAGGACCUAAUUGUCCCAAGAAGCUCAAGAAGUCCAAGUCCAAAGACGAGUCUUCUCAGGGCCUAGGUAAACUGGAGGAGGAGUUUGAGAAGAAGUUUAACAGCCUGCCACAGUAUAGCCCGAUGACCUUUGAUAAAAAGGGCACUGCUGUUGCAAAAAAAAAGAAGUCAGACAGCACCACCAUCCAAAGAGAUGAGUCUAAGACCGGAAAAGGGCCAUCUCAGAAAAAGACUACAUUCCACAAGAUUGUUAGGACGAGAUUGCACAAACACAAAAAGGAGAAACCAGGUGCAGUGGAAAAAGCAGUGGGACAGACUGAUUCCACACUGGAUAUAGGUUCGGAAGUCAAAUUAUGUGCUCCCGUUCCCAUAAUGUGCCCAGAUGUCCAGGGCACUGCUAGCAUGGAGAUACUAGUUGGUAGCCAGAAACGAAAGGCAAGGAAGACUAAGAUCACACACUUGGUGCGCACGGCACAUGGCAGUGUGUCUCCAAGUGAGGAAGACAAAACAAGGGACCUGAACCAGGACCAGGAUAAGAAGCCAUUACCACAACAGAAUUUAUGCAAUGAAAUGGGGUGCUAUAGUCACAGAGGAGAGGAGGCAGAAAGAAGCACCAUAUCACAAGAGCUGCCUGCCUUGUUCAGCUUGGCUGCCCUCGCUGAGGUUGCAGCCAUGGAAAAUAUUCACAGAGGUCAGAGAGGCUUGGCUGAGAGUCAGAAUAACGAACUUUCCCAGACUCCAGUUCUCAUCUCCUGCGCUGAUCAGUGAAACUCUUCUGCUGUUCUGAGAAGCCACAACAUGAAGGUUUGCAUUGGAUCUCAACUUUCCUCUGUGGUAGCCCCACACUGAAUGAAGACUUGAUCGAGAAGCUUUGGACAUAUUCCACCUUCCACUUUGUGGUAAAUUUCCUCGAAGGAGAAGGAGACCUCCUCCUCCUCCUCCUCUUCCUCCACCUCCUCGUUAUCUCAGUGUUUCCCCUUAAACCUUCUUUUGGUUUGGGGGAAAGAUGCCUUUCUUAAGUCCAUACAUCCCCACCCCCACUCCCAGAUAUGCUAAUAGGGCCUUUGAAAGUAUCAAGCUAUCAACCAGUGCAUGGCUUCUCUUAUAGAGAUGGAUGUCAUGGGUUUAUUGUACAUGUUUAUCAAACAGAGGCCAUUUUAAAGUUAAGGCAUUUUAGAUGGAAAGAAAAAAGAAACUGCAUUUGUUUUAGAGACAAAUCAGCUUUCUCUCAUCUUUUAUACCUCACACAUACACCUGCUGAAGAGUUCCCUCCACCUCUGUUACAAUACCUCUGCAUUUAAAUAGCUCUUAAUCCCUUUUAGCUUCAACCCAAAAUGGCUUAAACCAGGGUAACCAACCACGAUUGGUAGACCAUUACUAACUUAGUCUUACGGUGUACUCAAACACUGAAGAAAUCUUGGUUGAGGUUUGGAUAUGUGUUAAAAUUGUGAUGCUUUACUACAAAAGUAUGUGGUAACCGCAAAUAAAUGUGUUAUAGCCUGAAUCUGAAAAGUAGACCUGUGCAUCACUUGCAUGUAAACAAGGAGCCCUGUCUAAUUUCUAGCAGUAGAAUCACAGUGUGGCUGUGAGGCUUGUGGGGGAAAAAACACAUUUUUGUGAUGGGGAGAUUGAGGAAAAGUGCUUAAACUAUAGUCUUAACCCUCCCACCUACACCCUCUUUGCCACCAGAAAGCCCUCAAGCAGCUUCUUGCUCAGUGUCCCAAAGUCAGUGCAAACAUUUCUGAAAAGUGAAUGCAGUUUUUGUCAAUACUUGAUCUUAUUGCAGUUUGCGUAGCAGUUAGAAAGGUUAAUUUAUGUGUACGUCUUACUUCAUGAAAGAAGUGUUUUGCUUGUUUAUACCAUAAAAAUAGACUAAUCAUAAGUUUAAGUUUAAAUUGCUCAUGUAAUGGGGUAAUAAAAUGCAUCAUCUCCACCAGAGGCAGUGUUCUCACUUGAGUCAAUAGUAUCUUUAACACCCUCAGGACCUGGCUAAAACCAGCCACAAUUUCAACAUAGAUGAGAGGAGUCUCAGUGGAAUAUAUGUAUGUGUGUGUGUAUAUAUAUUCCACUGAGCAACUGAGGAAUAUAUUUAUAUAUAUAUAUAUAUAUUCCUCAGUCAUACAUAUAUAUAUAUAUUCCACUGCGACUCCUGUCAUGUAUGUACCACGAGGAGCCUUUUGUUCCUCUUUGGAGACCAAUACUUAGAUUCAGUCACAUUUAAUAACUUUUAUAGCUUUUAGCUUUCUAUUUGAUCGUUCUUUUUUGGGUGUGUGUUUAUGAUAUUCUUUCAACUAGGUCCCUUAAGAACUUCACUGUUUUUCCUGAGGUGAAGUUUACUGGAUUAGGACUGUUGUUAAAAAAAAAAAAUUAAGCUCACAGAUGACAAAUGUGUCUCUACUGUGAUAAACAGGGAGGCACCAAAAAAUGCACUGUCUUCAAAUAAUGAGGUGUCUUUCAGUGCUUUCAGACACUUAAUGACAGGAGACAGAAAUAUUGUAAUAUUGGAUCUCAGAGAAGUCAUUUUUUUCUAAAUCAAAUACAUUAUUUCAAAGUCAUUCAUAUCUUAUAUAGGCCUUACAAUGCAAAUACUCCUGUACAUGCAACAAGUCUUUAAUUCAUCUAAGAACUUGUUUUAUUUAAAAAAAAAGUUAAAGGAACCCCAAAAUGCUUUAUGAUAAUCCUAAGAAUGGAUGUAUGUAGUUUUUUUUUUCUUAUAUAAAAGGAAGUUACAUUUCUGUCACUUGGUACAAUGGUAAACUGUAUAGUUCUUCCACUGGUGGAAAUCAGUGUAGUUCUUUGUAAAGACAAAGAAGUUGUCUUCCCCCAGACCACACAGAGAAAAAAAAAAGAGACAGAUACUAGCUUGUAGCAAGUAAGUAUGUUGACAUUUGCCAAAGAAGGGAAAGGUAUAUUCAGCCACAAAUCCUGCUUUUUUUUUUUCUUUUUUUUUUGGGGGGGGGGUGCUCUAGAUUGUUUCUUUUCGUUUGUUUUUUGUUUUUUAGGUAUUUAAAUAUUCAGGUAUCAUUAUCAGCACAAUUCAUCCUGUGUGGGAUACAGAGUUGGAAUUAAGUGCAACAAAAAGGCACCACUAAAUGCCUGUAUAUAUUCAGUAUUUGCACCUUAUGACCCAAGGCAAAAUGGUCAUGGUCUUGGAAGCAUAUAUAAAUUUUACCCACUCUGUGGAAAUUAUGCAUUUUAAUGAUAUAUGUAUACAGUGUCAUGGAAAAGUAUUUGCCACCUUGCUAAUUUCUUUGUUUCUUUGCCUGUUUGUGAAACACAGAGGUUUGAGAGCAUUAAACAAAACGAAUAUUAGACAAAGAUCCAAGUAUCACCCUUGGUGGCAAGAACUCAUACACUGCACUCAGUCAUCUCUGAUAACUGGUGAUUUUUUCCAUAGUGCUGUGGAGAAAUUUUGUUACAUUCUUCUUUGCAGAAUUGAUUUAAAUCUGCCACAUUGGAGGGUUUUAAGAAUGCAAAACCUUUGACUAGGCCACACCAAACCCCUCACAGGUGGACUUUCUAGUGUGGUCUCUGGUAAGUCCAAAUUCUCCUUCAGGAUUUUCUAGUAGAGAGCAGAAUUAAUAGUUUAAACAAUCAUGCAAAGUCAUUUGGGUCCCAGACCUCACACUACCAUCAUACUGUUUAACUCUUGGUAUGAUGUACUUUUUAUGAAAUGCUAUUUUGGUUUUAUGUUAAAUGUUACGAAAUGUAUCAUAUCCAAAAGAGUUCAACUUUUCCCUCGUCAGUCCAUAGAGUAUUUUUACCAAAAUUCUUGGAUCAUCAAAUUGGAGUUUUUUUGUUUAUUUGUUUUUUGACAGCAGUGGCUUUGACCUUGGGUCUCUUCCAUAGAUAUCCCUUAUUGUUGAAUCAUGAACACUGCUUCAUAACUGAGGCAAGUGAGCCUUGCAGUUCUUUACAAGUUGUUCAGUGUACUCUUGCAGUAAUUUUGGUAGGCUGGCCACUCCUGAAAAAGAAUCCCACUGUUCCAGGUUUUCUCCAUUUGGAUGAUGGCACUCGUUGUGGUUCGCUGGAGUCUCAAAGCCAUAGAAAUCCUUUCCAGUCUGAUAGAUGUCAUCUUUUUCUUUAAGUUAUGGGAUGAUGUCCUUUCGUUUAGCCUACUUUUCUUUGUCAGACAGGUUCUGUUUAAGUAAUGUCUUAAUUCAGCAGGUCUGGCAGGAGUGUGGAUAGUGAAAGUGAACUCGGGUUUCUAAAAAUGUGGUUCAUCACAAUUUAUUAUGUAACAUGUUGGGGCAAAUACUUUUUCAAGGCACUAUGUGUGUGUGUCAGUAACAAAACCACACAUCUACAAUACAGCCAUAAUUUUGUCAUUUUCCCUCACUUUUUCUACCUAGAAAAUGCUUCUAUAAUGUUGAAUUCCUAUAUUAAUGACCUAAAUGAUUAUAAUACCCUUUUGUGUUAGCACUGUCUUCUUGAAUGUAAUCAUUUUGUACCUGUAUUUUUCUAAUUCAGUCUUGAUUGUACUGUAUUGUAUGCUAUGAUGGUAUACUGUUUCUAAGGUACAUAGUUGUUACAACCAACAGUUCUCAUGACAGAAAAGCUGCUGCACCUUAUAGUCACUGGAAAUGUGGGGCAGUUUUAAGUCCAAAGGACUGUCAUGUCACCAUCCAUAAGACUGAUAAAAGAAAGAUUUGUGCAUAUUGAGUGGUUGGAAAAUCUCUUUCCCCGGUUUGUUACUUUUUUCCUUUGCAGUAAAAGUAAAAGUCUGUUCAGAAGAGUUCAACUGGGACAUUUCUGCAAUCACAACAAUGAAAUGCUUGAGUCCCGGUUUAUUUAUUACUGCUCCUUUUUAUAGUUUUAGUCAAAUAAAAAAACAAACAAACAGUGAAAUAUAGAAAUGAAUAUGCAUCUGUUUAUACAUGCACAUGUAUAAGGUUAUUUACCCUUUACUGGAUGUAGAUCAUGACUUUUUUGUGAUGAAGAGAUUGUCAGAUCUUCUAAGUAUCUUUCCUCCAAUAGGGUUGUAUAUCAUGUGCUUACUCUAAUUUAUGUUACUGUAAUCAUUAUGAAACGUCUGUUUUUGAUUGUUAAAGCCCAGUUGUUACAUGCAGCCUUGCCUUACUGGAACCCCUGCUUAGUGUGGGAUCCCUUAGCCACCCGACCUUCCAUACCCCACAUCGUCCUAAACUAUGUCAUGACACUGUUUGCUGAUGCAACUGUUAUUCCUUUGACACUUUCUUCUGACGCAACUUUUGCUUCUUGAACACCUAUUAAAAUAACAUCUACUACA